Messenger RNA from Aureobasidium melanogenum CBS 110374, 597 nucleotides. RefSeq lists its product as uncharacterized. Gene Ontology annotation, cellular component: mitochondrial inner membrane. The transcript has 2 exons. The coding region runs from base 1 to 597 and encodes 198 amino acids. The record is from RefSeq and is a predicted model, not a curated record. NCBI's taxonomy places the organism in Eukaryota, Fungi, Ascomycota, Dothideomycetes, Dothideales, Saccotheciaceae. Gene Ontology annotation, biological process: mitochondrial respiratory chain complex I assembly.
AUGGCAUCGAAAAGAGGUCCAGUCGGUCCGCCAAAAACGAAGGAUCGCGGUCCGGCGAGCAAAGAAGACACCCAGACUGAUUUUGCUGCCAUGAACGUGCUUGGUAAUACGCCCGCUCCGACAACCGCUAUUGACGCUUGCGCACACGACGGCUUUGCUCUCAACUCGGGCCUCAAGAUCGCUGGUUCUGGUGUUCUACUUGUUGGUGGAGAUGCUUUCAAUUGGAAGCCUUGGAUCAGGGAGGGCCGGAAGGAAGGCACCAUUGGCGAAGGCGCUAUGGGCGACGACGUUAAGGGUGUCUCGAGUGUUGGAGGCACCUUGCGCAACAAGAAGGGUCAAUGGGAGGUGGCCGAGCACAGUUGGGGUUUGCUCGAUGCAGUGUGGCCCAAGCCCGAUCUUCUUAUUCUGGGCACUGGUCCCUCAAUCUUGCCAGUAUCGCCUGAGACGCGAAAGCAUAUCAGCGACCUGGGCAUUCGUCUAGAGGUUGCAGACACGCGUAAUGCUGCCUCACAGUUCAAUCUUCUAGCCACCGAACGUGGUGUCCAACAGGUUGCUGCUGCGUUAAUACCCAUUGGAUGGAAGGAGGGCACCCAAUGA